AUGUUAUGCCCUCACUCCUUCUCAUUUGAUCAACGGAAGGUCGAUCUCAACGAUUCUAAGCAGUCAACAUUACGAUGUAAUAAGUACAAAUCAAACCCUCACAAGAAGAUCGCGCCAUCACCGACGUUUACUACAACAAUUUCGUCAAAGAUCGAAACGAGAUUACCUUUUGAGUUGAAUAAUAAAGUGAAGUCCAGACACGAUAGGAGACAUCGUUAUACUCAAGAACGAUUCAACUUCAAGGAAUUUAUGGAAAUUAGCCAAGAUCGAAGAAUUACUAUCUGGAAGAGAUGGAACAAUAAGAUCUGCUGUUGUGAAAGUGGCUAACGACACAAGAAACCCCGUUUUGUUAAAGAGAGUCAUACAACAACUUAUUCCCAUCGAAGUGCGAUCCGACGAAGCAACAAUAGUGGACGAAGGUGAAGAAGAAAAGAACGAGACUACGACUGGCAAUGAAGAGAAACUGAAUCAUCGACCACGUCGAACAACUGCCAUCGCAGGAGAAGAAAGAAGGAGAUCUUCAAAUAUGAAGUAACUUUAAUAUGUGACUCUUAACAUUUUAUAUUUCUGUUUAUUAUCGAAUUGCACUACAAGAGAAAGUAUAGGGAUAUAGGAACUGAAACAGUUAUGUGAACUUUGAUCACCAAAGGUGAUCAACCUCGAGCAGUGCAAUAAAUGUUUAAUAUAUUAAUAUACUAACCGGAAAUAUUAACAUAUUUGUUGACAUUUUAUAGCUUGCGCUACUAACCACACCUUAAACUUGACAUGUAAUAUAAGUUGUUCUUCGUAAUAUAUAUUUAUAGACUACAAAAUGGUGUCGAAGUCGAAUGUUUAUUACAGGAUGGAUCACUAUCCACUAUGGAACUUGUUCCAGAACAAAUUUAUAUCUUUGGAUUUGAGUCAUUAGAUAAAGAAAACGUGUUAAUAAAAGUGCAAGGGGUAGUUAACACAUGCCAAACAAUGAACUGCCCAGCUAUGCAUGUUUGUCGGAACAUGCCUAACAUAAAAGGGCCUUUGAUAUUAAUGACUGUGUAUUAUAUUAUCACACUCUGGCUUAUCCCUAAACAGGCCUAAUGGAAUAUUUAAUAGGCUCCAACCACCACACACACUACUUCACUCCAUCUCACAGCACUUCAUGUCAGGUCAAUUAAUUUGCUUACAUGUAAACUGGCUUCGCAUCACUUCACUUUACACCAUAUCUCACGCCACCAAUUAUCACCCCUUCCCAUUUCAGCGCGUUUUACUCUGCCUCACUUCUCACACGUCCACUUCACAGGACAGCUCAUUCACACCACUUAAUUUAACGUCAAUUCACUUUACUUUACCUCAGUCUUCUAUCACGACCCUCGUUCUCGUUCUUUUACAUAUUGACUAAGACUUAGGGAAAUAUAUUGUUUUCCAAAAGUCCCAGUCAAUAAGUAUUUAGUGAUAUACUGUAGCUAAGUGUGUCAUUGAAAACAAAAAAAAAGAAACAAGAAAGCCUCAUAAUUUUUCUCAUUACCUGAACGUUUUUAUUUUUCACUGGUCACUGACAGUAUCUUCCACAAAUCAGACUUUUUGUCCAAUUAGAGGCAAUAAUACAUGAACUUUGACACUUGGCAUAUACUGUAAUAAUAUAAGUUUACUUGUUGCGUAAUGUAGCAUCGCGAAAAGCGUGGAAAGCAGGUAUGGAAUUGACUAAGAAACUGAAUAACUAAAGAUAUUGCUUCUUCCUGUUUCAUUGUGUAGAAAAUUAUAAAUUUAUUGGAGGAGAAACGCUUGGUUGGCGGGACGUUUCCGUUCAAAGAAGAGUCUGACGGGGUGAGAUAUUUAAAAGAAAAGUUAUACUUUUAA
This is a messenger RNA of Paramuricea clavata, 1833 nucleotides long. The record is from the annotation of a GenBank genome assembly. Lineage: Eukaryota; Metazoa; Cnidaria; Anthozoa; Malacalcyonacea; Plexauridae.